AUGGCUCUGACCAGUACAAAGACCGGGUUUUCUGUGAAGGACAUUUUGGACUUGCCUGACACCAAGGACGAGGACGCAUCCCCCGCGGAGGGGGGGGAAGAGACAGAGGGCUCGGGAGCCCCCCAAAAGCCCGGCGUGGUGGGCACCACCGCCUUGGACGCGGUCCCGACGCUGCCCUUGAAGAGCCCGUUCUAUGACGGCACGGAUAACCCCUACACGCGCUGGCUCGCCACCACCGACAGCAUCCAGUACUCGUUGCACGGCUUGGCGACCGGCAACUCGCAGCAGGACGCCGCGUCCAAGUCGCCCGAGCCCUCGGCGGACGAGUCCCCGGACAACGACAAGGACACGGCCGGCAGCGGCGACGCGGGCAAGAAGCGCAAGCGGCGGGUGCUCUUUUCCAAGGCGCAGACGUACGAACUGGAGCGGCGCUUCCGGCAGCAGCGGUACCUGUCGGCGCCCGAGCGCGAGCACCUGGCCAGCCUCAUCCGCCUCACGCCCACGCAGGUCAAGAUCUGGUUCCAGAACCACCGCUACAAGAUGAAGCGGGCGCGGGCCGAGAAGGGCAUGGAGGUGACGCCGCUGCCGUCGCCGCGCCGCGUGGCCGUGCCGGUGCUGGUGCGCGACGGCAAGCCGUGCCACGCGCUCAAGGCGCAGGACUUGGCCGCCGCCGCCGCCACCUUCCCGGCGGGCAUCCCCUUCUCGGCCUACAGCGCCCAGUCGCUGCAGCACGUCCAGUACAACGCGCAGUACAGCUCCUCCGGCGCCGCGCAGUACCCCUCGGCGCACCACUUGGUGCAAGCUCAGCAGUGGACUUGGUGA
Varanus komodoensis (Komodo dragon) is the source of this 822-nucleotide messenger RNA. It is a transcript of the gene NKX2-2, whose product is annotated as NK2 homeobox 2. Gene Ontology annotation, biological process: cell differentiation; regulation of transcription by RNA polymerase II. NCBI's taxonomy places the organism in Eukaryota, Metazoa, Chordata, Lepidosauria, Squamata, Varanidae. The record is from RefSeq and is a predicted model, not a curated record. Gene Ontology annotation, cellular component: nucleus. Gene Ontology annotation, molecular function: DNA-binding transcription factor activity, RNA polymerase II-specific; RNA polymerase II cis-regulatory region sequence-specific DNA binding.